AAGCGAGAUCAAGCAGCUUAACGUGACUGAGCACGCCGCUGGUGACGUCAGUCGUUUUGGUCGUCAGGUGACGGUGCGUGGCGUCUGCCAUCUUGUGUUGUUGGGCUUGUGGAUUCGCUUCGGGUGUGAAGCAGAGAGAGAAUUUAAUCGUUUAGAAGAAUCUAAAAAAAACAAAAGGCAUUAUGACAGCUGAGACUCAGACCCUGAACUUUGGCCCUGAGUGGCUUAGGGCUUUAUCUAGUGGAGGUUCUGUCAUUUCUCCACCCCUCUCCCCGGCGUUGCCAAAGUAUAAACUUGCAGAUUUUCGGUACGGCCGGGAAGAGAUGUUAGCACUUUAUGUAAAGGACAAUAAGGUUCCGUCAGACCUUCUGGACAAAGAGUUCCUUCCUAUUAUGAAAGAUGAGCCCCUACUACCACUGGCACUUGUUCCAUUCACUGAAGAAGAACAGAGAAACUUCUCGAUGUCUGUGAACAGUGCAGCCGUUCUACGUCUUACUAACCGAGGCAGUAGCAGUGGUGGAGGAACUGUAGUAGGGGCGCCACGGGGUCGGAGUUCCUCCAGGGGUCGAGGAAGAGGAAGAGGAGAAGGUGGUUUCUACCAAAGAAGUUUUGAUGAGGUUGAGGUUGGGUUUGGUCGAGGAGCUCGCGAGAUGCACAGGUCACAGAGCUGGGAAGAAAGAGGAGACCGUCGGUUUGAGAAACCCACACGUAAAGAACCAGUUCGGCCCACUUUUGAAGAAGGGGGAACAGCACCAACGGGAAGAAAGCAAGAAUUUAUCCGUUCAGAGAGCGGGAGCUGGCGCAGUUUGCGCGAGGAAAUGAAUGGUGAGGAGGAGGAAGGUGGAGGUGUAUGGAGGGCUUCAGCUCCCAGGAGGGAUGGUGAAAGGUGGCGCUCACACAGUCCAGAUGGUGUUCGGGGGGCUGGUUGGAGAGAGAUCCCAGAUCGACGAAAGCGAUUCGACUAUGAUUUGCGAGAGGAUGAGCGUGGGUACCGCAGGCCACGAAGUGGUUCUGGCAGCGCAGAAGAUGAACGGGACAGUUUGCCAGAGUGGUGUCUAGAUGAUGCAGAAGAUGAAACAGGCACAUUUGACUCCUCAGGGGCAUUCCUCUCUUCCAAACCUUCCAAGAAGGUGCAGAAAGAACCCAUUCCUGAGGAGCAAGAGCUGGAUUUUCGACCUUCAGUGGAUGGAGCAGAUCUCUCAGACUCUGAUGGAAGCCAAACAGAAGAGGCCAAAGAAACAGAUCCUGUUCAGUCUCGAAAUCAGAAUGAUGAUUUGAGUAGAAAAGAUCACACAGUAAUGCAAGCCGCUCCUUCACCAGACCAUAAAACUCCCUCACCAGUGCUGCGGACAGAUAUUACUUCAGACUCUGCUCACCAGAAGGCUGUAAGUCCUCAUUUGUCCUGCAAGACGGAGAUAGAUGUAAAGUCACAGUCACCUUCAUCACCUCCUAACCCAUCAAAACACAAAGAAGAUGCUGCCUCACUCAGUCAUCAGGGGUCACAGGAAAAAACUAGUCUAUGUAUACCUCAUCCGCCAUCUCCUGCCUUCAGCCAAAGGUCUCCUGCUAGACAACCAGACCCCCUCAUAGUACCUGUCAUGUCCUCAGUACCUGUUCCUCAUUUAGACAUUCCCACAGUUCCUGCCCAUUCAACUGUUUGUGCUGCUCCGGGCAUGAAACCUGUGCCCCCUGAACCUAAUGAAGAAGAUCGAUUAGAACACUUGGAACAGCAGGCGCAGCAAAUGGUGGCGUACCUGCAGGACGGGACGCACGAUGAUGACCGUUUGCUAGCAAAAGUGCUAGAUCAGAGAGUGAAGGGGCCUUCACUAGACAACCAGCAGAAGUGGUACUAUAAAGAUCCCCAAGGGGAGAUCCAGGGUCCAUUUAGUAAUCGAGAGAUGGCCGAGUGGUAUCAAGCUGGAUACUUCCCAAUGACUCUGUUGCUGAGAAGAGUGUGUGAUGAUACCUUCCAGACACUGGGUGACAUUUUUAAAAAAUGGGGACGAGUUCCUUUCUCCACAUCUCCAGCUCCUAGACUUGGGGACUUGGACCCUGAGCGUUUAAGUCGUCAGCAAGAACUCACAGCACUAUAUCAGAUGCACCAUCUCCGCUACCAGCAAUUCCUUUUUCAGCAGCAGUAUGCAGUCUUGGCGCAACAACAGAAAGCAGCUCUCGCUUCCCAGCAACAACAGUUGCCUCUUCCCUUGCAGUCCCUAAGUAUGAGGAUACCUGAGCAUACUGUGAUCCCACCAGUAGCAAGAGCAUUAUCAGUACCUGACAGCACCUCAUUGUGGGAUCUUCCUGCCGCUGCCACACAACCAGCAGUAUGGGAAGGUAGCAGCGUUUGGGACCUCCCAGUCGAGCCAGCAACUCAGGGAACAAAUCGAGAACAGCUAGAACAGAUGGAAAAGGUGAAAGCUGCCAAGAUGGAGCAAGAAAGGAGGGAGGCUGAACUUAGGGCAAAGCAGGAAGAGGAAGAAAAACGUAGGCGAGAGGAAGAAGAGAGAAAAAGGAGGGAAGAAGAGGAGCUGGCCCGGCGGAAACAGGAGGAAGCACUAAGGCGGCAGAAAGAGCUGGCAUUGCAGAAACAAAUGGAAGAAGAAGAGCGGCAACGCAAGGAAGAGCUGCGGCUACUAGAAGAAAGGAUGAGACAGGAGGAAGAAAAGAAAAGGCUGGAAGAGGAAAGGAGGCGGCAGGAAGAAGCGAGAAGGAGGCAGGAGGAGGAGCGCAAGAGGGCUGAAGAAGAGAGAAGGAGAAGGGAAGAGGAAAAGAAAAGAGACGAGGAAGAAAGACAACAGGAAGAGAUUCAGAGAAAACAGGAAGAGGCAGCUAGAUGGGCCCGUGAAGAAGAAGAAUCUGUACGACGACUAUUGGAAGAGGCGCGAUUAAAAGCAGAGGAGGAAGAAAGAAAGAAGCACGAGGAAGCACAAAGGCAGAAGGAGCUACAGAGACAGAGGCAGCAACAGCAAGAAGCACUUAGACGUCUGCAGCAGCAACAGCAGCAGCAACAACUGGCACAAAUGAAGUUACCAUCAUCUUCCACGUGGGGGCAGCAAGUCUCCCCAUCAUCUGCCUCUCAGUCAGCACUUUCACUGGCAGAAAUCCAAAAACUUGAAGAGGAACGGGAACGGCAGCAACUACAAGAGCAACAGCAGCAUCGUCGCCAGCAACAGGAACUAAAAGCACUGCAGCAGCACCAACAGCAGCAACAGAAAUUACCUGGCUGGGGAAAAGUGAGCAAACCUACAGGCAACACAAAAUCUCUCUUGGAGAUCCAGCAAGAAGAAGCCCGACAGAUGCAGAAUAACCAACAGCAGCCUGUGCGGAAUAGACCUGCGAAUAUAUCUGUGCCCGUGGCACCUGUAGUAAAUAAUCACAUUAGCAGCACCAAUGUUGGAGGUUCUGGAAGCUCAGUAUGGGGAUCUUUAAAUAACAACUUAAGUCCUCAGUGGUCAUCUGACUCCAUGAGCAGCAUCUGGAGUAGCGCAGAAGUAAAGGGUUCCAGUGUCGGUUUCUGGGAUGAUGCAGUGAAGGAGGUCGCCCCCCGAAAUGCCACCAGCAAGAGUAAGAACAAUGCCAGUAAAUCAGCCGGAUCCAACAGCCGUCAAAGCAAGAAAGUAGAGCAAGAAGAGAAGUUGCUCAGACUUUUCCAGGGUGCAAACAAGUGCCAGGAUGGUUUCACCCUGUGGUGUGAACAGACAAUGCAUGCAAUCAACACUGCACACAGUCUGGAUGUGCCCACGUUUGUGUCGUUCUUGCGUGAAGUGGAGUCUCCAUACGAGGUACAUGAUUAUGUCCGUGCCUAUCUUGGAGAUACCCCGGAAGCAAAGGAUUUCUCAAAACAGUUUAUUGAGCGCCGGACAAAGCAGAAAACCAGUCAGCCGCGUCCUCAACAGGAUGUAGCCUGGGUCACAUGCCAGACAAGUCAAGCUAAUUCUCAACAAACAACACUAGAGGCUGCACAAUGCGCAGGACGCAAGAAAAAGAAGCAGAAGAUGGUUCGAGCUGAUCCCAGUUUGCUAGGCUUUUCUGUGAAUGCUUCUUCGGAGAGACUGAACAUGGGAGAGAUUGAAUCUCUGGACGAUUACUGAUCAUCAUGUAGGGGUUGGGGGAAACCCCCACCCCCACCCCUUCCAUCGGCUUCUCUGGAGGGAGGAAGCUGAAUUCAACUCCACCUGUCCCCCCAACACACACUCUUAAGGUCUUGCUGGGGUCAUCACGGGGCAACCUCCGGCAGCUGCAGAGCUUCCCUAUCCCUUCAAUUUGCCGCAACUUGAUGGGGUUGUUACCUCAGCAGAUAAAGAGUGAGUUAAGGGGAACUUACCCUCCUCCAUCACAGUACCACUGGGUCUCGUUUCAGAGACUUGUACGGUCUGUUAAUUUACCACCGUUAUUAGGUGGAGAGAGGAGGCUUAUGGGUGGGACUUUGAAUCUUCCCCUCACUGCCUUGUGGGGUGUAGCUCUGUGGAUUUAGUGACAGGGCAUGUAUGGAACUUUAACUUUCAGCUCUACCAAUGCACACAGUGAAUUGCUACUCUCUGCACUACUGGAGAACGUGUAGGCAUAAAGCUGAUGGGAUAUGUAUCCCUUCUGUCCUUACACUGACCUGUCCACUUUCCAGUCCCCCCACCCAUACCUUUUCAUCAGCUUUAUGUUUCUUAAAGGGGUUGUUCACCUUUUGGACAAUAAAACUUAUUUCACUGCCCAUGUCAUAAACGUUUUUCUAAUUUAUCGUUAUUGCUUAAAAUGUUUGCUUUCAUGCAAUAAUAGUGGAUUGUCUCUGCAAAAAUCUCGGUUCUCUCCUCUGUGAUUGUGGGACAGGCUAUGUGUAAGAGAUGGUUACUUAGUUUUUAUUCAGCAGCUCUCCAGUUUGCAAUUUCAGAAAUCCAGUUGCGAGGGUCCAAAUGACCAGCACAAAGAUUUUAGUGGGAGCACUUACCGGACAUCCACAUGCUUCAGCGUGCUAAACGUCCACCGCCAUCCCAUGUAGUGAGUCCAUGUCCUUAGUAGAUACAAAUAGUGGAGCACCGAAGAAGCUGGUUUAAAAUAGUAAAAAUUUAAUUAAAGGACAUUAAAAUAUCCAAAAUUACAGCAGCUUCUGAUGAAGUGGCAGGGUGCCACAAAACUCGUCAAGCUGUAAUUUUGGAUAUUUUAAUGUUCUUUAACUAAAUUUUGACUUUUUUACUAUUUUAAACCGGCUUCUUCGGUUCUCCGCUAUUUGUAUCUACUAGGGUCCAAAUGACCCUAGCAACCAUGCAUUGAUUUGAAUAUGAAUAGUAACAAAAAGACGAGUAACAAAAAGUAGCAAAAACAAUACAUUUGUAACAUUACAGGGCAUUUAUUUUUUUUUAGAUGGGGGUCAGUGACCCCAUUUGAAUGCUGAAAAGAGUAAGAAGGCAAAUAAUUCAAAAACUAUAAAAAAAAAUAACCAAUUGAAAAGUUGCUCUCUCCUGCUUCAUUAGGAUAUCUUUGAUCCGAUUGGCUGAAUCUUGCCAGCCAAUGGAGUUGAAGAUAUGUAAAUGAAGCAGGAGAGAAGGGGCAUGUGCAGUGCAGAUUCAGUGGUGAACUUGUUUAUUUGGCAGCCUGCAUCUCUUACACAGAGUGUGUCGGCGAACCCAUAAAAGAGAAGAGAACUGAGAGAGUUUUUGCAGAGAUGAUCCAUCACUUCUGUGGUAUGUGUCUCUGAAAGCAAACAUUUUAAGUAAUAAAGAUAAAUUACCAAAACGUUUGACAUGAGCUGUUAAAUUGGCUUUAUUGUCCACAAUGUAAACAACCCAUUUAAGAGACUUUGGAAAAUGUGGCAGAGGGGGGCAGCGGGAGACAAGCACUCCUUUCGUAUGUACAGUUUGUUGCAACUAUGUAUAUAAUUUUGGGGCUGUUUGAUGGAUUCUAGCCGAUAUCGCUCCCUCUGCUUUGUAUAUCCAUUUACAGAUACAGAAAAGGUGUGGGUGGGAGGAAGCACACUUACGUUUACACCACUCCCAGAUGACUUCAAAAGUUUUGCCCCAGUGUGCAGUGACUUGGGGGGAGCCCAAGCCUGACCUCAAUAAAUUGCUGGUUGUAUUAUAUCACAUAUCUGAUUUGGAUGCCUUAUUGCUUGGUGAAUGCCGGGUUGGUGCAGAGAAGCAUCAGAUGUCUGAGAUAUACACCAUCUUCCUCCAUCCAAUAUGGACAAUCGAACUGACACCCUCACCCUAUUUCCACCAAAGCUUUACUAAAGCUGCUGGCUUCAGUCAGUCAGUCUGCCUCCUUAGGCCAUGCUGAUCCUAGGGCCACCCGAAUAUUUUGCCUUUUUUUGACGACUAACUGAAUUCUAUGGGUUAUUGUGCAUGCAAAUCAAACAAAUUAAAUGAAGACUACUACCUUUUGGUUGCCUUUACCCAGGUGGAUAUAAGAUGAUGCAGCUCAGGAGAACAAAGUCAUAAUACAUAAAUAUGGAUUUUUUUUGCUUUAUAUUAUAGUUUAAAUUAAUCAAAAAGCUCCUAGAGACAUAACUGUAUUAAAAACCUAAUUUAUUUUACACCUUA
Molecule: messenger RNA, 6527 nt
Organism: Xenopus laevis (African clawed frog)
Lineage: Eukaryota; Metazoa; Chordata; Amphibia; Anura; Pipidae
Gene: gigyf2.L
Product: GRB10 interacting GYF protein 2 L homeolog
Exons: 28
Coding region: 183-4091 (1302 amino acids)
Source: RefSeq, a predicted model, not a curated record